AACUCAACUUUGUCCCAGCCAGUUCGUUCUUGAUAUUCAAUAACAAUGGAGUUGUUAACCCCUUCUCCUACUCCUCUUACUCCUUCUUCAAAUUCCCUUUCUGGGUUUUCUUCUAUGGCCACUUAUCGACGUGGGUUUUACAGAACUAGCCAAAUCAUCACUCCUCAAACGAGAGAAAUCGUAGAAGAACAAAAUGAGCCUAAAGUGUAUAUAGCAGUUGGAAAGUCUGUGAAUAAAAAUGUUGCUUUGGUUCAAUGGGCUUGUAAAACAUUUGGGAACUCAGAAAUUUGUAUUUUUUAUGUUCUUGAACCUUCUCCUUAUAUACCCACUUUAUUAGGAAGAUUGCCGGCUACUCAAGCUAAUGCGGAAGUGGUAUCUGCAUUUCGAGAUGCGGAGAGAGAAGAGGCUAGGAAACUUCUAUCUCGUUAUUUGAACGUGUGCUGCAAAUCGAAGGUUAAAGCAAGUGUUGCUAUAGUUGAAGCACAUUUUGUCCUUAAAGGAAUUCUUGAUUUUGUCAACAAACAUAACAUCCGAAAGCUUAUAAUUGGGGCUAUACCAGAUUUCUGCAGUUUGCAUCGUUCUGAAAUUUCAUCAUAUGGAUCUUGUCUAUUGUACCCGAGCUUACCCUUCAUAUACAGUUGUGUGAAGGUCAAGAAAAGCUCCCAGAAAGCAAGUUUUGCUGCCGCAUAUUUCCCUUCAUUCUGUGAAAUAUUCUUUGUCUACAAAGGGAAACUAGUCUGGACUAGACAGCCUCCUGAUUGCUCAAGCUUCAUUGGACCUAUUUCUGCUAAUACUCGAGCAGUGGUAGCUGAUGCAUGCAGUUUAAGAUCUCGGUCUCUAACGUCUUGCAAGAGAGAGGUUAUCCUCUCGCCAGAACGUGCUCGGUCAAGCUCGUCUAGGGACCUACUGUCAUCUGGAAUCAAAAGUUUAAUAUUUGAGGAGGGAAUUUCAUCAGACACUGGUUUAUGGCCCAAGAACUUUUCUUCUACUAGCAGAAGCAAUCCAAUCAUUUUCCCUAGUUUAUCUAUUUCAACAAGCCCUAGCACUGGUAGCAGUUGUGCUUCUUCUGCUGAACAAAUGGAGUCCCCUGAUGUCGAGUUGGAAAGUUUAUACAAACAGCUUGAAGAAGUCUGCAUAGAAUUUGAAUCAUCAAGGAAUGAAGCUAUUGCAGAGAUGCUUAAGCGCAAAAAACUGGAAGCUGAAGCUGUGGAAGCCAUGAGAAAGGUAAAAGCAUUUGAAUCUGCUCAUGCGCAUGAAGUUAAACUGAGGAAGGAAGCUGAGGUUGCUUUGGAAAAUAUAUUGCUGGAAAAAGAAAAGCUCUUGAAGGAGAGAGAGGAGAAAACUAGUGAGCUGCGCAAGGCCAUGAGAAAUAUAGCCCUCCUAGAUAGUCGUACACAGGAGGCCGAUCAGCGGUGUGAAGAGAUUGCUGGAGAAUUGACGUUAAUUCAUUCCUCCAUAGCAACUCUCCGGCAGGAGAAGCGCAAACUUCUGCAGCAAAAUACUGAAGCCAUGAACUGGAUUAAUCGGUGGAAGAAUCGCGGAAAAGAUGGAGUACUAAGUGCAAGUGGCGAGUGGUCUGCAUCACCUGCGUUGUUGGAAUUUUCACUGUCCGAAUUGCAGACAGCAACAUGCAACUUUUCUGAGAGCUUCAGGAUUGGUCAAGGAGGAUAUGCUGAUGUGUUCAAAGGAGAACUGGCAGAUAAAACAGUUGUUAUUAAGCAAUUGCAUCCACAUAAUAUGCAACAGCAGUCACAGUUUUUUGAACAGGUGGAAAUUCUAGCUAAGUUACGGCAUCCUCAACUGGUUACUUUACUUGGUGUAUGUCCGGAAGCCUGGUGCCUUGUUUAUGAAUAUAUACCUGGUCGGAGCCUCCAAGACCGCCUAUUUUGCAAAAACAUUAGUCCCAUGAAUUGGAAGAUGCGAGCACGAAUUAUUUCUGAAAUUGCAAGUGCUCUUCUGUUUUUGCACUCUUCCUACCCUGAACAGAUUGCACAUGGGGAUCUGAGGCCUGAGAAUAUGCUCCUUGAUUCGACAGACAGCUGCAAAAUAUGUGAUACCGGGAUAUCUAGCCUGAUUCCUCAGCAAACCCUGCGCUGCCCAAGUUUUGGUCGUCAGAGUGAACCAAAGGGUCUCUUUUCAUACACUGAUCCUGAAUUUCAUAUAACUGGAGCGCUGACAACUAAGUCGGACAUUUACUCAUUUGGACUAAUUAUCCUUCAAAUACUCACUGGAAGAACUCUAGCAGGAUUACUGAGUGAAGUACGCAGGGCAGUCUCAUGCGCAGAAUUAGAGUCUCUUUUGGAUUCAUCUGCUGGAGAAUGGUCUACAUAUGUGUCAAGGAGAUUAGCAGAACUGGCUUUGCAAUGCUGUGAAGUUAACAGUAGGGAUAGGCCUGAGCUGACACCGACUCUUGUAAUGGAGCUAGAGAACUUGCAUGUACUGGAAGAGCGAUCAGUGCCAUCUUUUUUUGUAUGUCCAAUUCGCCAGGACAUAAUGCUUGACCCUCAGAUCGCUGCAGACGGGUUCACAUAUGAAGGAGAGGCCAUUCAAGGAUGGCUGGAAAGUGGUCAUGAUACUUCUCCAAUGACCAAUUUGAAACUAAGCCAUUUGGAGCUAACUCCUAAUCAUUCCUUGCGACUUGCUAUCCAGGAUUGGCUAUGCAACUUAGAAUUCCUCACUUAGUAAUAACAUAGACUAUUGUAAAUCCAAAUGUAUGUAUUCUAGGAGCCUAGGAUACAAAGGUAACAUAGAAAUAUAGAACUAGCCUUGCGAAAUAUAAGGUAAGUGACCGCAUUAUCGUAGAUCUCUAAUACCGCAAAAUGGAAAGACAUUGUGUUGAUUACAGUCUAGAGAACAUUGAAACUGUCUCGGAUGCACUGUAGUAGUUAUCAUAAAAAUAGACUUAUUUUGCACUCUAUAGCUUAAAGUUGUUUCA
Molecule: messenger RNA, 2935 nt
Organism: Nicotiana tabacum (common tobacco)
Lineage: Eukaryota; Viridiplantae; Streptophyta; Magnoliopsida; Solanales; Solanaceae
Product: U-box domain-containing protein 33
Biological process (GO): protein ubiquitination; protein phosphorylation
Molecular function (GO): ATP binding; protein kinase activity; ubiquitin-protein transferase activity
Source: RefSeq, a predicted model, not a curated record